AUACAACUUUAUUGAGUGCCCUAUAGGCUCCGCAUUGCAAAGUGGUCGACUGCUAUUCUCUCCUCCAUCAUAGCAGUAUCUUACUCAGAAGCUAAGUCACAAUAUUCUUUCGUCAGCAACGAUCAUGCCUCGAACAAUACGUAUAGCAGCAGCCCAGAUAGGAGCAGUCCAUCGAGACACGCCGCGAGAAAAGGUCCUCCAACGAAUGAUCAACUUACUCGAAAAUGCCUCAAACCGCGGAGCAGAAGUCGUCCUCUUCCCCGAACUAGCCUUCACAACAUUCUUCCCCCGCCACUUAAUCACCUCAGAAACAGAACUCUCCAACUUUUUCGAAAACGGCAACAUCACUACAUCUCCUCAAACAGCCCCCCUCUUCCAAAAAGCCUCCUCUCUCUCCAUCGACAUCAUCAUCGGCUUCGCAGAAACCACACCCGAAAACCAAAACUUCAACACGAGCAUCUACUACCACUCCAAAACCCAAACCAUCCUCUCCAAAUACCGCAAAAUCCACCUCCCAGGAACCUUCGAACCCUUCUCCAACCCUGACGCAACCAACCAACUCGAAAAACGCUACUUCCUCCCAGGAGACCUCGGGUUCGAAGCCUUCCGCAUCCCAGAUCUAGCACAAAACACAGAACCCAUCUUCGGUAUGCUAAUCUGCAACGAUCGUCGCUGGCCCGAAGCCUGGCGCUGUCUCGGACUCCAAGGCGUUAAAGUCGUACUUUGCGGAUAUAAUACUGCAGCUUUCGCUCCCGAACUCUGGGGUUCGGAUGCGAAUCAAUCACCAGAGAAAGCGGAAGAGGAUGCGCUUUCUCAUCAUCGGCUUGUGAUGCAGAGUAAUAGUUACAUGAAUGCGACGUAUAGUGUUUGUGCGGCGAGGUGUGGAUUGGAUGAUGGGAAGCUUGGUUUAAUUGGAGGGAGUUGUAUUGUUGAUCCGGAGGGGAGGAUUUUGGCGGAGGCGAAGACAAAGGGGGAUGAGGUGGUUCUUGCGAAGAUUGAUUUGGAGAGGUGUUGGCAGGGGAAGACGAAGACGUUUGAUUUUGAAAGGCAUAGGAGGGUGGAGCAUUAUGGGAGGAUUGUUGAGCAGACCGGCGUGGUGGAGCCUCCGAGGUUGUUUGCUGGGGAAGAUGUUGCGAGUGCUCGAGUUAAUGGCAGUUCUGCUGCUGCAGCCAACAGCAUACCGAUGAGACCUACCAUUUCGCACAAGACAGAUCAAAUACGAAUCCUCCUGAUCAAUCCAAACGCUACGCCUUCGAUGACUGCGUCCUGCGUUGCCUCUGUCUUACCAACAUUGCCGCCUGACGUUUCUGUGACCCCCUUUACCGGGCCUUCGAACGAUGCACCAACAGCAAUUGAAGGCCAAGUCGACGCCAUACUUUCUUCAGCUGCCUGCUUCCGCUCUCUGAUCGCUCAGCCAGACCUGAUCGCCACACACGACGCCAUUCUCGUAGCUUGCUAUUCCGCACACCCACUUAUAAACAUGCUCCGCGAAGAAUACGAUCUUCCAGUAAUUGGAAUCAUGGAAUCCAGCCUCCUGAUCUCCCGAACUCUAGGCUCCAAAUUUGGUAUCGUGGCGACAUCUGGACGCUCAGCGAUAGCUCACUGGAGCAAUGUAGCACACUAUAACAUGACGCCUUACUGUGCUGGAAUCGAGUCUUGCGACCUAGGAGUUCUGGACCUCGAAAGAUUACCUAGAAAGGAAGUUAUGAAGAUUCUGCAAAAUGUUUCGAGAAAGUUGACAUCGCAAGGAGCAGAAGUGCUAUGUCUUGGGUGUGCGGGGAUGACAGAGAUGAAGCUCGCGCUGGAAGAGGUUGUAUCGCAAGAAGGCGUGCAAGUUGUAGAUGGUGUUGUGGCAGGAGUGCAGCAUUUGAUUGGGAUUGUGAGGAUGGGUGGGAAGACGGGGAAGAAAGGUGUUUGGAGGAGUAGUGCUGAUGGAAGGAAGCGAAGGGGGCAAGAAUAUGUGUAGAAUAUGUCUGUCAGUGCAAGAGAUGUGACUUUGGCGUGAAAGCAUUCUCCGUGGAGGAAGGCGGAUUGUUCCUUGCAAUUGUGAGACUCGUCCACGGAAGCACGGCGCGGUCUU
Cercospora beticola is the source of this 2080-nucleotide messenger RNA. RefSeq lists its product as uncharacterized. NCBI's taxonomy places the organism in Eukaryota, Fungi, Ascomycota, Dothideomycetes, Mycosphaerellales, Mycosphaerellaceae. The record is from RefSeq and is a predicted model, not a curated record.